CUAAGCUUUUUUAUUCUCCUUGCUGUCCUCUUCCUUUUCGUCGGUCUUCCUUCUCUUCUUCUUGUUCUUUUUCUUUCUUCUCCAGCAGCAUUCUGCGGAGUUCCUCCUGCACCGGUUCCUGUCGGCCUCCCUUGUUCUCCCAUCUCUCUUACGACCUCGCCAGUCCGCUCGUGUGCGACCGUCCAUCAUGGCUGCUAAAUCCCAAUUGCCGACCGUCAACACGCCUGUGUCCGCGGAGCCUUCCAAGGCCGCCAUGCACCCGGCUUUCUACAUCGCUACCUGGAUUGCUCUCAGUUCCGGUGUGAUCAUCUUCAACAAGUGGAUUCUCCAUACCGCUGGAUUCAAUUUCCCCAUCUUCCUGACCACAUGGCAUCUCGUUUUCGCUACCAUCAUGACCCGCCUCAUGGCGCGGUUCACUACUUUGCUCGACUCCCGUCACCAGGUGCCCAUGACCUCUCGCGUAUACAUGCGUGCCAUUGUCCCCAUUGGCGCAUUCUUCUCUCUCAGUCUGAUCUGCGGCAACCUCGCCUAUCUCUACCUCAGUGUGUCCUUUAUCCAGAUGCUCAAGGCCACCAACUCUGUGGCUACACUGCUUGCUACCUGGGCCAUGGGCAUUGCGCCGGUGAAGCUCAGCCUGCUCGGAAACAUUUCUUUCAUCGUCCUCGGUGUUAUCAUCGCCUCCAUUGGUGAAAUCAAGUUCACCAUGAUCGGUUUCAUCUGCCAGUUCUUUGCGACCAUCUUCGAGUCCGUCCGUCUGGUCAUGGUUCAGCGCCUGCUCAGCUCUGCCGAAUUCAAGAUGGACCCCCUGGUUUCCCUCUACUACUUCGCACCUGCUUGCGCCGUCAUGAACGCCGUCGUCACUGCGGUUGUCGAGCUCCCCUCGCUGCACAUGUCGGACAUCUACCAACUCGGCAUGGGUACUCUGUUCCUUAACGCCGCCGUUGCUUUUGGACUCAAUGUUGCUGUCGUCUUCCUGAUUGGCAAAACCUCCGCCCUCGUCCUUACUCUGUCCGGAGUCCUCAAGGACAUCCUCCUUGUCGUUGCCUCGAUGGUCAUCUUCCGCGAUCCCGUUACUCCUCUCCAGGCCUUCGGAUACGCCAUUGCUCUUGGUGGUUUGGUGUACUACAAGCUUGGAAAGGACGGUGUCAACAACCUUCUGGCCCAGGUGCGGUACCAGCUGCUUGGUGGCCCCCGCCCCGAGAACUAGAGUCGACUGUACAUAGGAUUUGUGGGGAGUGGUAGUUGGUUGGCAGAUAUAGAACAACGUACAUAGAAUCGGGCAGGGCCCCAAUUGUAUCUUUAUUAUAUGAGGUGUAACUGCGAGACGUGAGUGAGCAUACUCCGUGGUCAGUGGGAGAUGCCAGCAUCUCUAGCCUAAUCACUUCGCUAUGUGCAUGCAUCAUCUUUCCCGGAUUCAAAAAAUAAAUGGCAA
Molecule: messenger RNA, 1432 nt
Organism: Aspergillus piperis CBS 112811
Lineage: Eukaryota; Fungi; Ascomycota; Eurotiomycetes; Eurotiales; Aspergillaceae
Product: TPT-domain-containing protein
Exons: 8
Coding region: 188-1207 (339 amino acids)
Cellular component (GO): Golgi apparatus; endosome; trans-Golgi network
Molecular function (GO): antiporter activity
Source: RefSeq, a predicted model, not a curated record